AAUUUAAUUAAAAAUAAUGUUACUUUGAUGUUAGAUAUAUAUGCUUCGUUAAUUACUGGAGAGACAAUGUGUCAUAUGUAUUGUUUUAAAUGACUACGGCCUUAAAGAAUUGUAUGUAUUUAUAUACAUCCACACGGACAAUUGACAUUCAGCCCCACUGUACAGGGCUGUAUCGUUUUAGCAAUGGCUUUGUUCCUAAACAAACGUCGCUAAGUCCGCCUCUCAUUCGAAUGACAUGACGGAAGCCGUCACACACAAAAAAUGUUUGACACGCAUGAAUGAACUCUGUGAUCCGAGGUUCGAUUUACAGCGAGGAUCCCACAAUCUGUAGUCCCCACGGGGUCUCCACCAGCUCCCUUAUGGCUGUGACGUCAUCAAUAUAUACAUCGAAGACUUGUGUGCGAUAUGUGACACCACUGUAAAAUUAUUGGUAGUGGUACAGUUGUGUAGCUGACAAGACGAAGGAACAUGUCUGCUCGGUGGCCUCCUCCGUCCAGGGCACAGCUCGCAGAGUUUCGAGAAGCUUUUAACAUGUUUGAUAUAAAUAAGACGGGAAGCGUCACGACCAAGGAGCUUGGAGACGUGCUCCGGAGCAUGGGACAGGAACCGUCGGAAACGGAACUCACACACAUGGUGGACGAGGUUGAUGAGGAUGGAAGUGGUUCUAUUGAGUUCGAGGAGUUUGUAGAAAUGAUGAUGAACAAAAUCCACGAGACAGAAUUAGAUGUUGAGCUCAGAGAGGCAUUUACGAUAUUUGACAAAAAUGGCGACGGCUUUAUUGGUCCACGAGAACUAAAGGAAGUCAUGGCCAUGAUGGGAGAACGACUCACCGAGAUCGAAAUCGAUGCUAUGAUCAGAGAGGCGGACACAGAUGGUGACGGCAAAGUUAACUACAAAGAAUUUUACGCCAUGAUAAUGAUGGAACCUGCGUGAGACGCUUCUCGUCUUGAAUAAAAUAUCACGUGGAAUGAUUCUAACUCUGGACUGAAUUCACGUGAUAUGUUUCUACCGGUGGAUUAUAUUCACGUGCAAUUAUUCUACCUCUAGAAUGGAGUUAUUUCGCGUGAGAUGAUUCUGACAUCAUAAUGUUCAUGUCAUCACGUCACACGAUCAUGUGCCAAAUUCGUCGUCCGAAAACAUUCAUGGAUCUUCAUUUCGUCAAGACACCAUUUCUUUAAUAGCUUGGACUGUCAGAAUUCCAUUGAUGAUGUGAUACAUUGAGAUCAUGAGACUGUGAGAAAAAGACCAUUUAACAGUGAGAACGUUUUGUAGUUUGACGAAUCUUGUACGACAUUCAUCAUAAUAACGUUUUUGUGAUCGGCAGGACUUGUAUUUGAAGGACAAUGUUGGGCUAUGAGUUUUUCUAGCCCAGUUCUAUUACGAAACUGCUGAAUUUUUUUCUCCAUUAUGUAAAAAAACCUACAUGUUAAGAGUGCUUGUGUCUGUGAUAAGCUGUCUAUGGUGAAUGGGAUACUAAAAAUGUGACACCCGUGUAUAAUAUCCAGAGAAAACACAGUAUAAUGUAUAUAGCUAUUCACAAAUACCAUGUACAUUUUACAUGGCUAUUAUCAAAAUGUAUGUUUUGCAAAUUUUGUACCUGUAUAAAUUAUCCUUUGUGAAUGUUUAUGCGAAUAAAAUUUAAAAAAUUUUGGAAGACAUGCCGUUUUAUUUUGCAUUUACAGCUUUGCAAUCACAAAUUCAUUUUGUAUAGCUUGAUUUUAAUAACGCGUUAUCACAAGACU
Molecule: messenger RNA, 1742 nt
Organism: Pecten maximus
Lineage: Eukaryota; Metazoa; Mollusca; Bivalvia; Pectinida; Pectinidae
Product: calmodulin-A-like
Exons: 5
Coding region: 469-933 (154 amino acids)
Molecular function (GO): calcium ion binding; enzyme regulator activity
Source: RefSeq, a predicted model, not a curated record